Molecule: messenger RNA, 2173 nt
Organism: Micropterus salmoides (largemouth bass)
Lineage: Eukaryota; Metazoa; Chordata; Actinopteri; Centrarchiformes; Centrarchidae
Product: WD repeat-containing protein 5-like
Exons: 11
Cellular component (GO): Set1C/COMPASS complex
Molecular function (GO): histone binding
Source: RefSeq, a predicted model, not a curated record
CCAGGUGUUUCCAGUCCGGCCAAACCGAACUACACGGUGAAGUUCACGCUGGCAGGACACACGAAGGCCGUCUCUUCUGUCAAGUUCAGCCCCAACGGAGAGUGGCUCGCCAGCUCCUGGGACCAGCAGGAGCUGACCGACAUCUCGUCAGCGCUCGGUGAAUCCUCUUCCUCGUCGCUCAUCUUCCUCUUCAUGGUUAAAGGGAAGUGUCUGAAGACUCUGAAGGGUCACAGUAACUACGUCUUCUGCUGCAACUUCAACCCUCAGUCCAACCUGGUGGUGUCCGGAUCGUUUGAUGAGAGCGUUCGGAUCUGGGACGUUAAGACGGGAAAGUGUCUGAAGACACUGCCGGCUCACUCUGACCCCGUCUCUGCUGUUCACUUCAACAGAGACGGCUCGCUGAUCGUCUCCAGCAGCUAUGACGGCCUCUGCCGGAUCUGGGACGCGGCGUCGGGACAGUGUCUGAAGACUCUGAUCGAUAAAGGCCCACAUGUCAGGUCACGUGGUCACAGGUGUGGCGGUCUGAAUGGUUCCAGCACUGAGCGGUGUGCUGCCACCGGUGUGACUCCACACAGAGUGAGGCUGGUUCCUACCGACAGGCCCUGUAAAGGCCAGCGGGUCCCCUCUGCUGUCUCUGUCCUCUUGGCGUUUCAGUAUUUGAAGACGUACUCUGGCGAUAAGAACGAGAAGUACUUCGCCAACUUCUCUGUUACAGGAGGGAAGUGGAUCGUGUCGGGCUCUGAGGACAGCCUGGUUUACAUCUGGAACCUUCAGACCAAAGAGAUCGUUCAGAAACUACAAGGACACACAGACGUGGUGAUCUCCACCGCCUGCCAUCCAACAGAGAACAUCGUCGCCUCAGCCGCUCUGGAGAACGACAAAACCAUCGAGCUGUGGAGGAGCGACUGUUGAACUGCUCACAGAUCAUCACCGAUGAUCCAGAUUAACACAGAACCAGUUCCCCCUCAGUCUUCUGAUGUGAACACACAGUCAGACCAGGUCCCACGGCGUUCAGACCAAAAACCAAAAUGAAUGCGGACUAAAAUCCCUCGAUUUUUGAGUGAGGUUCUGUUGGAGUCGUCUCGUGAUGAAAGAGCGUUUAAAGGACUUCACAGUUUAAUAACUCAGAUCUGAAGAUCUCAGACAGGAAGAGGCCUUUAUUUUAAUUUCCUCCUUUAUGUUUCAUUUCCUGUUGAUUCAAACUCACCACUUCCUCUCUUUGAUAUUAAGACUUCUUGUAGUUCAGGGGACAAAAUUGGUUUCCUUCUCUAAAAUACUUGUAUUUUAAAAAAACUACAGAAACUUUUGAGUUUGUUGUUUUUUUUAAAGGUCAGAUUUAUUUGUUUUUAAACUAAAGUAAUAAAUACUUUAAGAAUAUUAUUGGUGCCCUGCUUAUUCAUACAAUAACAAAUUUCACAGUAAGUUUAAUAUAUAAGUGAAAGCCUAAAGAAUCAGAUCUUCCAGAGUCCAUGAAAUCUGAAAAGCCGUUCAGGUGUUUAAAGAAAUAUACCCAACAUAAAAAUGUUUAAAGAAACAAGUAAACAUAACUUGGACCUCGAGCUGCAACGAUUAGUUGGUUGGUUAACUAUUCAAUUAAUCUCCAGCUAUGUUGAUACUGGAUUCAUCACUGAGACUUUCUUUAAAGUAAAAAUUAAAUGUGAAUAUUUCCUGGUUUCUCUCUCUCUCCCCUCUGUGACAGUAAAGUGUUUAUCUUUGGGUUGUGGACAAAACGAGACAUUUGAGGACGUUGUCUCGGGCGUCUUUUCACCAUGUUCUGGACCGAAAGGCAAAUCGAUAGAUCAAUAAUGAGAAUAGUUAUCUGCGGCCCUGCUUGGAGCAUUAACCCGUCUACAGUGACAUGAUGUCACUAUGACAUCAUCAGAGUUUGUUUCCCUCCAGACAUCAUGCAGGACUUUUCAGGAAACUGGACCGAGCAGAACCAGACGUGGACUUAAUGUGAACCUUUUUAAUCCUGUGUGGGUUGAACAGUGACCUGGGACACGCCCGCUGUCGGCUGACUGUGUGCGUGGCUGUGCUGCGUUCACGGACUCCUGUUCAGAACAACUCUUCAUCGUCGCUUCUCUCAAACUGUUCCCAGAAACUGAAAAAAGAUCACUGAUGUUCGGGUGCAUUUCCCCCCCAGUUAUUUGUAAAUAAAGAUUUUUGACUAUGA